GAUGAUCUUCUUCAAAAAGGUGAUGGAUGGCUACAACAGCCAAAGAGCUUUUCCAGAGACAAAAACAAUCCUCUUCUUAAAAUCAGUUGGAUCUAAGUCUGCUUCGUCUCCUAGAACUAAACGGGCAACUGAAACUUGCCGUUCUGCUCCCAUCACCAGCAGCAUCCUAGAAGAUCCGCUUUUCAUAAUUCGAUACAACAGUACCCAGCAGUUUGAUUCAUGUCUGAGUGAUGAAGUUGUGAAGGCCAACCUGGGUCUUUUGCUUGAACAGCCCCUCCCAAAUGACUACUUGACCAUAGUUAAAAAGAAGUUAGACAAGAGCUACCCCGGUGGGAUUCCAGAAGAUCAGUUGAAGCUGCUUGGCUUCCUCUCACGUCAGUACAGCACAGACAAAAUUGGCAGUUGGAACCUCACUUCCAGUGACACCCUGGCUGCUCUUCUGAAUCCAGAGGAUGGCGCAUGGGAGAUGCCACAGCUGAGGCGACUGGUUGCAAGAUACAUGGAACUGGGAGGCUCACUCACUGGUCCCUUACUAGACAUACUGGGAGGCAAACACCUGUGUUUCCUGGAUAAAGAUCAGCUGCAGGAAAUCAACCCAGCAUCCAUUAGGCAUGCUGAAAAGUUAGAUAUUUCUACUUGUGCCCAAGUGAAGAAAGAUAUCCUGUACCAAAAGGCCCACACUGCAUUUGCCAGCCAAGAAGGAACAAGUGCCUAUUAUCCUCUUAUCCAGCCAUAUCUAGGGGGAGCUUCUGUUGAAGAGCUGAAAAAGUUGGCUAGAUAUCAUGUUGGUAUGGAUAUUGAUACAUUUAUUAAUUUAAAUCGGGAAGAACUAAAGGUUAGUUCUGACAUUGUGUCAUAUAUUGCUUAAGGCAAGGUGGGAUUAUGUCAAGAUUAGCAAUGGGCUUCUCCAGCCCCUCCCCCCAAAAGACCUGUCUGAAAUAUAAUAAAAUAUAAUAAAAUUUUAUGGUGUUCUC
This is a messenger RNA of Crotalus tigris (Tiger rattlesnake), 974 nucleotides long. RefSeq names its product mesothelin-like protein. Gene Ontology annotation, biological process: cell-matrix adhesion. The transcript is spliced from 6 exons. The coding region runs from base 2 to 868 and encodes 288 amino acids. The record is from RefSeq and is a predicted model, not a curated record. Gene Ontology annotation, cellular component: cell surface. Lineage: Eukaryota; Metazoa; Chordata; Lepidosauria; Squamata; Viperidae.